Molecule: messenger RNA, 604 nt
Organism: Coccinella septempunctata (seven-spotted ladybird)
Lineage: Eukaryota; Metazoa; Arthropoda; Insecta; Coleoptera; Coccinellidae
Exons: 2
Coding region: 37-489 (150 amino acids)
Source: RefSeq, a predicted model, not a curated record
UAGCAGAUGGUAUCUCGAUGUAGGUUUUGACUGACAAUGGCUAACAAAGCAGAAAUAAUCGACGAUGUUAAAAAAGCUGUGAGGCAACUAAUAGGUUGUAAAGAAUCUUACACGAAGAUGGAAUUCAGCAUCAUUUACACUGGAACAACAGGUCUGGACGUUAAUCCAAGUGAGUGUCAUCUGAUUUUCCGGGACCAGGAAGAGAUCAGUUUCCCCGUUCUUCUGAGUUUUUUCGUUGAGAAGCUCGCGCAAAUGUGGGACCCGGAAAUGAAGGCCUUGGAACUGUUUCAAAAUUUGGACAAGAAGGGAAAAUAUUUCAUAGAUACCGAAGAUAUUGUCACAGCUUGGAGGGAGAUAGAUUGCAAAUUACCUCUGGAUACUUUGGUCGAUUGUUUCGACACUGUGGCUCCAGACGGUACUUUAGAUUAUUUCAAUUUCAAAAAUAUGUAUUUGAGGUAUUUGUCCGAGGUCAUUGACAGCAAGAAAUAAUUUUCGAGAGAAAUUAUCAUCUGGAAGCUUCCAUGUUAGUUUAUCUACGAAAUAAUAUUUUUGUUUUUUCAUAUAAUUAAGGCAACUAAUAUGUAUUUAAAGGGAAUAAAUGAUA